CUUUUUUUCCACGUAAUAUUGAUAGCUUCCUGGAGGCGUCAAGGUGGACAUUGUUGCUAUUUUGAAAAGCUGGGAACGCUCUCUACAGAUCCUAGGAAGUGAAGGCGUGAGCAAAGUUCCUGGCAGCAUGAACAAGGCUCUUCAGCACUCGUCAUCACUCGAGUCGCUGUCAAAGAACCAUAGCCAGCAACUUGGAAAGAUCCAGGAACUGAAGAAGCGGCUCGAGACCAGACUAAUGGACACCAACAAGAGGGUGGACAGGUUACGAAGGGAGCAGAGUGUCAAACAGCAGCCGUAUCGGCGCCUGCUUUCAACAAUCGCCAUCGGUAAUCAAGAAGCUGACCCUAUAAACAGCGCAUCAUCUGUAUUGGCGCGUGACGAUCGUCAGGAUGCAGUCGCCUCUGUAAAGCAGAUUUCAUCCGCUCUCGCACCUUCCCUUGACAAUCAUCCAUCGUCAUCGCCAGAUCGCAUACGUGAGCUCAGGAGCCAGAUUUACGAUUCAGUGCGCCAGGACAAGGACCGAGAAUCAGACUCACAUCGCACCCUGCGCCAUGCGCUCAAAGACAGAGGAGCACUGGAUAUUCUGCUGGUCCAGCCUCCAGUGGUUACUGCUGCCCCCCUAGUGAAACCGCGCUCUCCUAUCAGGAUAAUGUCGCGGACGUUGGAGAUGCGCCUUCCUACACCCAAAGUUGUGGACCCUGCCCGGAAAUUAGCGCAGUCGGUUGCCAAAUUGAAAAGCUCUGUCAUUCGGCCCCCACCCAGUAUUCUUGCACGUUUGACGGAAAAGCCUCUACAGACAUCUACCAGGAUAGAUGCACCUAAUGAUUACACGAGCUUGGUAAAGUCUGUAACCAAGCCAGUGCCGGCAGAUCUCGUUGUGUCUAGCGACCUACAGAAAUCGAGACCUGAAGCCCCGCGUAAUUAUGCGCGCGAUGAGAUUCUUUCGCAUUUUAUCCCACCAAAACCCAUAUUCAGGCAGCGACUUGGUGUUUCGCAAAAGAGGAGGCAGUCAUCCGACUUUCAACCUGAGCGCAAUCGAUCAUCUUUGCUCUUUUCGACGCAAAGUCCAGUCCAACGUUCAGAUGAUGACAAUGACUUUGUCCAGCAGAAGGAACUCGUCAAUGUAUUCAGUGUCGACAGGGAAGCCUCUGAAACACCGCCCAAGAGACGCAGAGCAGAAUCGCAGAGUAUUUUCGACGAGGACGCAAGCGAGAUUCUGAGGACACCAUCCAAAAGGCGCAGGGUGGACUCUAUAGAGCAGGAGCUCGUCGGUCGAGGUGCCUCCUCCUUUAGGUUCGAUAUAGAGGUUCCACUCAAAGAAGACGAUACCAAUCGACCCAGCAUGGUGUCGUCAUCCUCCGGCAACAAAUCAAGCACUGCAUCAAAAUUGACACUAGAGGAUCUCCGGGCCCCGACACCAAAGGCUACCAAGACAAGAGGCCUAGAUGAUACCAUGACGAUGCCGAUUAUGCUACUGCACACGCCUCAGCAGAAGAAACUCUUUCAGAUGGAGGCCAGUCAAGUUACGAAGCCUGUCCAGCGCUUUACAGCACUCACACCACCACUCGCAGCGGAUGCAAAAGCGGAUCGUCCGUUUAUAUCGCCAUUAUCCGCUAUCAAACGCUCUCCAUUCUCGUCAUCUAUGUUUAGUCGAUUUAGGGCAGGGAUCGACUUUUCAACAGAAGAAGAUCGGCCUGAUACAGUAGAUUCUGUUUUGUCUGCAAUGGAAGGGUCCCCUUCUGCUAAUUUUCGAACACCCAACAACAAGAGCCCUUUGCGUCCUGCUAGACCGAUGCUCGGUGGAAGGCGUUCUAGGGGCUUAAGCACAUCGUCGAUUGUGAAGCAUCUGUUGACGGGUAACUCAGUUGUACUGGACAGGGUUCGUGGUAAUAACAGUGUGACGUCCCAUCGUCCUGUCCUUGCCGAGAGUGGAUCGAUAUCAAAGGCAGCAGUGGUCGAGAAGGACGGCAGCGUUUCCAAGACUCAGAACUUCGGUUCACGAAAGACUUUGAAAGAAGCAGAGGCCACCGUUACAAAUGUGGGUUCAUCUGCAACUACGGCUGCAACAUCGACUACAGCUGUGGAUCUGAAUGCCAGCCGCAACCUUUGGGGUCGACCACCGUCAUGGAAACCAAAAUCACCGAGGAUGAUUGACAUGGAGAGGAGACGGCAAGCAGAUAGGGCGCACCGAUCAGCAGCCAGAAGCGUGGGAGCAAUGUCGCACUCGUUUGAUUCGUUGUCGCAAUCGACUCUGAGCUCCCUCAAGGUAUCUGUGUAUGGUCGACCGAGUAUUUCAGCCCCGUCAUCGUCGUCAGUGUCUUUCUCUUCGUUGUCUUCGCUUUCGUCAAAGUCUUUUCGUUCGGACUCGAGUCUUGUGUCAGGUCGCCUUCAGGGGGCUAUUCUGGAGAAACCAUCAGGUCAGGAGGAUCAGGCACUGGAGGUCAACAGUGAUGAUGAAGACGAUGAUGUGGGUGAGGAUGAGGAUACACAAGGAUUUAGUCCACCACCUGUGUCGCCCAUUCGCGAGGUACAAUCAGGAUCUUUUCCUUUGUUUUCGGCAUCGACAAUGUCGACAGGCGGACAGAAGACAACGCGGCCAUUUAAUUUUUUUUCCAAAUCUGGACGGGAAGUCGGAGAUGCCUCCAUGAUGGAUAAGGUUGUUGGUUCCAUGGGACAUAUGGCACAGGAUGAUGAGCAAAGCAGGAAAUCACAGAACCGUCCACUCAAACAACAACAACAACAACAACAACAACAACAACAACAACAACAACAAGAACAAGAACAAGAACAAGAACAAGAGCAAGGACAAAAGAACAAAAAAGACGAGAAAGAAGAGUCGGACAGGAAGCAUGUUCUGGAUCAGGCGAUGCCUGAGGACGAAUAUGUGUUUCGCGGUCAAGAUGAGGAUGACACGAUCCUGAAUUCAGCGCUGCAGUUGAUUUUUGAUGGGGAUAAGAGAAAGGAUACUGCGGGGCGGAACAGAGAUAGUGUUCAGGAUCAGGAUCGAGGGCGAAUGAAUAGAACAGGAGCAGGAGGUGUUGGGGGUGGUGAUAGAAGGCGUGGAUUGAAUUCUUUGAGGGCGUCUAAAGGACAGCAGAAGAACGCAGGCGAAGAAGGAGGAGGUGGUGGUGGAGGGCUGUUCGACGAGAUGAUGCCGGAGAGUCUUGAUCCGGAUGAAGUAUUAUGGGAGAACACGGAGAUCUUUUCUUCUUAGCUGUACCUCGUUCUUUUUUGUUAAUAUUGAUACUACUGUAAUUCUAGACUCAUGUGUAUGUGUGGAAUGUACGAAUAGGAGGGGCUCUUCGUUGAGUGUGCCUUUUUUUUUUUUUUUUUUUUUUUUUGGUUGUUGUUGUUGCCACCAAUUCACUAUGGAAAAAGAACAAAUGAGAUCCGCGGAUCAAGACGCGUCAAAGAAAACUCCGCGGUACAUGUGGAUCGUUCCUGUCGCUGUGUGCUCACGUUCUUUUCUUUUCUCGGAUGGCAGGUGGCCUCCAUCGUUCUGCUCUUGACGAAAGAAAUUGAGAACAG
Molecule: messenger RNA, 3528 nt
Organism: Gamsiella multidivaricata
Lineage: Eukaryota; Fungi; Mortierellomycota; Mortierellomycetes; Mortierellales; Mortierellaceae
Exons: 5
Coding region: 128-3214 (1028 amino acids)
Source: RefSeq, a predicted model, not a curated record